Molecule: messenger RNA, 1052 nt
Organism: Mya arenaria
Lineage: Eukaryota; Metazoa; Mollusca; Bivalvia; Myida; Myidae
Exons: 3
Coding region: 1-714 (237 amino acids)
Source: RefSeq, a predicted model, not a curated record
AUGGAUGAGGAAUACAGUAGUCUUGUAAUCCCACCUCCACCGGAUGAGUCAUUUAGUUUACAGGACAUUGAUAUUGUGCCUGCUCCUGUUGAUUGUGUGCAAGAAAAGAGAAAGACGUUCCAGAAACGGGAUUCAGAGGUGUAUUUAAAAAAAACUUUGGAAAGAAAGUUAAAUGCGUUGUUGAACUCUCUGUCGUCGUACAGUCUGGAGGAAGAAGAGGCGAUGGGACAUUUUCGUCGUACUUCUUCACUACGACUUGGCCGGUGUGUCUCGUUAGACUUUCUUAAUGAGCCGAGGAAGCCAGAGGUGAAGGAAAAGAAUAGCGACCUUGUUGUUGGGUCUGUGAGAGUAAAGACUAAAGUGCGGCCAAAACUAAGCAUCGAGCGUCCAUUCCAGUCAGGUAGUGGUCAUGUUGCAUUGCCAUUGAAAACAAACUCUCUUGACAGGAUGACUAAUGGGGAAGCAAGUGGUUCAGAAAAACAGGCCAACCAUGCCAAACCUGCCUCGAGUAUCCGAAGUGCUCAGUCUGUUGAUGUGUUGCCGACAGAAAAAGAGGAUAAAUCACUUAGUGACAGAAGUGAUAGUGAUGCAUCAGUAAGUGAAAGUUUUGCUUCUCUGAAGGCAAAGCUGCAGUCAUAUAGAGACAAUUUACUCAACAGGAGUUUAAGACGCAAGAAAAAACUUGCCGAACACAGUACUUCAGAAGACAACUAAGGUGACAGAUCCUCAUUGGAUGGAGAUAUAAUGCAACGAAGAAGUUCUCUCACAAGAUCAAACUCAUUUUCAUCUCUGAUUCGAAGAUCUCUGGGCAGAUCGUCAGGGAAAGAAGUUAAGGCUCGUUCUUCUUCAGCAACGCGGGAAGAAUCUCAAGAGAUGACAAAUGAGGAGGGGAAGGCUGCUGUGAAGGACAAGAAAUACUUUAACACGCUGACAACUCCGCGCCAAAACUUUCGACCAAACACUUGGACCAACCAAUCACAGGAUGAUUUCUAUGUUGCCAUUGACGACCAGUUGGUAGGUUUUACAUACACUUUAUAAGUCAUGCCUCAUUU